Molecule: messenger RNA, 2126 nt
Organism: Cimex lectularius (bed bug)
Lineage: Eukaryota; Metazoa; Arthropoda; Insecta; Hemiptera; Cimicidae
Product: zinc finger protein OZF-like
Exons: 10
Coding region: 537-1709 (390 amino acids)
Biological process (GO): regulation of DNA-templated transcription
Molecular function (GO): DNA-binding transcription factor activity, RNA polymerase II-specific; RNA polymerase II cis-regulatory region sequence-specific DNA binding
Source: RefSeq, a predicted model, not a curated record
AAACAAAUUUUUCAAAAAGAUGUUCAAUUUUCAAACGAAACGAGAAUUAGUAGGUUUUAAUGUAGAAAAAAGUACAAACGGAUAAAGAAAAAACCACGAAAUAGCCAAUAACAGUGAAAAAUUUAUCUGACCUAUACACCAACAAGUGCUCCAAUCUUCGAUUCUGUCGUUCCAUCUGUUCAAGGCAUAAAAGUUGCGAUGAGAUUGAGUCAAGUUCCAUUGCUCCAGGAGCUGACAGGGAAUGGGCAAUGAGGUAUAAAUAAAUUGAUGAAAAAGACCAAGAGUUGAAUUAGGGUAAAGGGCAGUUAAAACCCAUUAUCAUACUACAGUUUCUUGAAGAACUUAACACAAUAUUGCAUUAUUCUACUUGUUGCCUAAAAGCAAAAAUAUGACAUUUUACAGCAUUUCCAGAACAAAAUUGAUCAUUUGUCAGUUUGGCCUACAAGACAACAUCAUGAAAUUGCGCAUGGAUACAAUCUUAUGAAAACCAAUGAGUAGAAAAAUAAAUUUGUGAAACAAUAUUAUUCACAAUUUAAAUGUGCUGUGAUAUUUUAGUUAUGAAUGAGUUUGAGGAAGAAGCCAUAGAUCUGACUAAUGUUGGGUGCUCAGGGGAGUACAUCAAUGUUAUGGAAGGCUAUGAAGAUCCUGCACCAAUUGAAGAUAGUGGGACAAGCGAUCCUUUUGAAAGCGAAGGGUCUCAAGAUGAACGGCCAGAAAGAAAGGAAAUAGUCAUAGGAAACCAUAUCAAAGUUACUGAAAAAGAUCCACCUUCGUAUGUUUGCCAGAUUUGCAAUCAUGAAUUCAGAUGGAAAAAUCAAAUUAGGUAUCAUGAUUAUUGCGUGACUGGAAAACGGCCCCUCAAAUGUAAGCUUUGUGGAAAACGAUUUGUAAAAAGAUCUCACUUAGAAUAUCACAUUAAAACGCAUACAGGAGAAAGACCUUUCAAAUGUUCUGUAUGUGGAAAAGGUUUUAAACAAAAGGAUAAAGUGAAGCGGCAUGAAAUUAUUCAUACUGGCAGAGUGGAAAAGGAUGAAUUCAAAUGUAAAGUUUGUGAUAAAGUCUUAAGUGGGAAACAAGCUUUAGCAAACCAUAAGCUUACGCAUAGAAAGAAGAAAUUUGUUUGUGAUAUUUGUAAAAAACAUUUUUCAAAUCCUACAUACCUUAAACAACAUGUUAAAAGGCAUUCAAAUGUUCCUUUGUUUAUUUGUGAACACUGUGGUGCAUCUUUUAAUAAAAAAUCAGAUUUGAACAACCACCUUGGUGCUCAUAGAGGAGAAAGGAAGUUCAAAUGCGACAAAUGUUUAAAGCAUUUUAGAAGCAAGCAGGGUUUAGAAAGGCAUAUGGUCGUACAUAGCGAGGAAGCAGAUUACGAGUGUCUGUUUUGUUUGACAACAUUUGGCAGGAAAGACAAUAUGACAAGGCAUGUCAAGAAUAAUCAUCCAACUGAAAAAGAUGGUGUAGCAAAGUGUAUGAGAAACAGAAAGAGUGUGGCACUUAAGAGAGGAAUUGGUGAAUCUGAUUCUAACUCUUCUGAGAACAAUUCAACAGAAAUUACUGAAAAAGAAUCUCAAAAAAAUGAAAAUCAGUGUGCCCUGGCAUCCGUCAUUGUACAUACUAAUUCUGUGAUAAGGCAAAACUCUGUUGAAAGCUCUCAUGAAACCCAGCAACGAGAGUCUGUCAUUAAAAUAUGCUCUUCUUUUAAACAGUGAAUUUUUUGUUUAAUGUAAGAUUGUUUAUUAUAAAUGUGUCACCCUCUAAAAAGGCAAACAAUGUAUCUUACAUUUUUUAAAUCUUGUGAUCUUUCCUCUUGAGAUCUUCGGGAUGAUUAAUGUUUUGCUUGGUCAUUUUCAAUCAUUUUGGACUGCCUUUUCUCAAAUGAUUCCCAAUCAUCAAUAGUGACAGCUAAAGACCAACAACAAUCUGACAGAGCAAAAUAACUAAGAUAUGACCAAGCUACAAAAUUAACAUUAAUUUAAUAUACGAGUACAAUGUAAUAAUGAAAUUUAUAUGUUGUGCCUUCUUUUGUCAGUUGUUAAACAAUUGUCUGUGUCUUGAUUGUCCCUGAUUCCCUGGGACAUACAAGUUGUGGGAAUGAUCAAAUGGUAGGCGAUUGCCAAGUGCCAUUG